AUGCCUCCCACCAACCAAGCAGCCAAGCUCGUCAACGCCGGACGGCCCCUUCUGGUAAUGUCUGCGCCAUACACAAAGCCAAAGGCAAACCAGAUCGUCGUCAAGAACGCUGCCCUGGCAGUGAACCCUUUUGACUGGAUAAUUCAAGACCGUGGUCGCAUGGCCGUAUCGCACGCCCAAUACCCAUUUACCUUGGGCUGCGACGUCGCUGGCGAGGUUGUUGAGAUUGGCACGAGCGUGAAUCAAUUUACGGUUGGCGACCGGGUCGUUGGCUACGCCCCUGGAAUCAGCAAGUCCGUCAGCGACCAGGCGCAAAGCGCAUUUCAGUUGUACACUGUCCUGCCUGAGGACGUCGUCACCAGGAUCCCGGAUGAUAUAUUUUACGAAAAGGCGGCUGUACUGCCUCUGGGUUUUAUGACAGCCGCCACCAGUCUGUUCCACGAUGAGCAGCUACAUUUAGCCCUUCCUCAACCGGUUAAGCCGAAAUCUAACGGGCAAACGGUGAUUAUCUGGGGAGGAUCGACUAGUGUUGGUCUCAACGCUGUUCAACUGGCCGUUGCGGCUGGCUAUGAGGUCUUUACUACCUGUUCACCCCGGAACUUCCAGCUGCUGGAAAGGAUGGGUGCAUCGCGUGUAUUCGAUUACAACAGUCCCACUGUGGUUCGCGAUAUGAUUGCUGCUAUGAAGGGGAAAACGACGGCUGGAGCAGUUGCCAUUGGCGUGACCGCUGCUAACGCUCUGUUUGACAUUCUCAACAGGUGCGAACGAGGCAAUAAGUUCAUCGCAAUGGCCAGCUAUCCUGUCCCACAGAAGCCGCCGAAGGUCUUCGGAACACCGUACACAAUCUUGUACUUUCUGUCGUCGAUGAUUUCCUACGCCAUCAAGAGUCGCACCAGGGGAAUCAGGUAUAAAUUGGUGGUAAUUGAACCGAUGCUCACGAAUGGUAUUGGCAAAGCCGUGUGGCGGGGCUUCCUGAGCGAGGCCCUGGAUAAUCGCAGCUUUGUGCCGGCGCCUGAACCCGAGGUUGUUGGGCAUGGACUGGACCAGCUUCAACAUGCAUUGGAGGUUCAGAAAAUGGGAGUGAGUGCGAAGAAGAUUGUUGUUACACUAUAG
Aspergillus thermomutatus is the source of this 1113-nucleotide messenger RNA. Its product is annotated as zinc-binding alcohol dehydrogenase family protein. Bases 1 to 1113 code for a protein of 370 amino acids. Gene Ontology annotation, molecular function: oxidoreductase activity, acting on NAD(P)H. The record is from RefSeq and is a predicted model, not a curated record. NCBI's taxonomy places the organism in Eukaryota, Fungi, Ascomycota, Eurotiomycetes, Eurotiales, Aspergillaceae. The transcript has a single exon.